GAUGGUUACCUGCAGAGGGAAGUGCAUAUUUUCUGUUGGGGGUAAUGGCUGCAUGUGAUGCUGCGUGUGUGCACGCCUCUCCUGGAGAGAGCAGGAUGGUUUUUGCCCACAUAAUCACAGCUCUGCCUUCACACUGGUGGCAUACCGCCCCAGCACCUCUUCCUCCUCCUCCUCCUCCUCCCUCCCUCAUUCCUUCAGAGGAUCCUUCCUGGUUUUUCACUAAGGAGCUGGAGAAUCAUGGAGUCACAUCCAUGUCUGAUGAGCUCACAACCCUGAGCUCAUUUAUUUAAAAGUCCUCCGAUUCAAAUUUCUUUACAUUAACUUUUAGCUUUUUGUGCAUCUUUUUUAUUUUUUUCUUAAUUAUUUUCUUGAUGCUUCUGCAGUGAAGGGUCAAUCACAUAUUGUCAUCCACAUUUCAACGCAGGCAGCCUUCUGUUUACCUCUAACAGGGGAUGGGAGGAACUUGAAGGUCUUUUUUUGAGUAUAUUUUUCCCUUUGGACGUGGAUAUGGGCCCGUUUUUUGCUGCGCUUUACGCGGAGCCGUCAGGAGGUAGAGGCGCUGGAGUGGAGCUGCUUCACGUGAGGUUCGCCGCUCAGGUCUUUGUCUGGAGGAUCUGCGACAUGGGCUGAGCUCAUCCGAUGACCGUUUUCCUCCAGAGCAUCUCAAUUAUGAAAGACGGAUAAAAAUCAACUUUUUUUUUCGUCCAGACUGUCGUUUCAUAAUUUACAGCUUUAAUCAGACCAGACUGGGUCUAACAGGAGAGUUUCCAUCAGAAGGUUUUGGGGUGGACUGUGGACUUCAUGAUGCAGUAUCCUGCAACGUUUCUUGGUUAAGCAUUUUAUUUGAGUUGAUAAUGCGGGAGUGUGGAUAAAAAUGUUAGAAGCAAUUAAAAAUUAAUAACUUGGAACUGGACGCUCCACCUGUUGUGGCUUUAAAUCUCUUUACGCGCGCCCUUUUCUUGCCUUGACGCAGCUUCAGCUCCACUUUUUCGGUUGGUUCCUCCUCAUCCUCAUCCUCACCAGACAGACAAUGUGGCUCCCAUGCCUGGCGCUGCUCCUGCUGCUGCUCCGGUUCUCCGGGGUUCUGCUGGUGGACGGGUUCAACACGUGUCAGUCCAUCAACCUGGACGCGCAAAAGUCGCGGCGCAUCGAAGCGGUCCGUGGGCAGAUCCUCAGCAAACUUCGCAUCCGCAGCCCACCCGACGACGACGACGAGCCCCAGCCGGGUGCCGUGCCCCCCGAGGUCAUGCUGCUCUACAACAGCACGCGGGAGCUGCUGAAAGAGCGCGCGCGGCAAGCGGAGUCCGCGUGCGAGCGCGAGAGCAGCGAGGAGGACUAUUACGCCAAAGAGGUGCAGAGGAUUGACAUGCUGCCCCUCCGUACAGACUCCAAUACUGUGCAACCAGAAGCGCCCAACCACUUUUACAGAGUUGUCUCCUUCGACGUCAGCGGGGUCGACCUUACAAACAGCACCCUGGUAAAGGCUGAGUUCAGGAUCUUUAGAGCUCCCAACCCGCAGUCCCGGGCCUCAGAGCAGAGAGUGGAGAUCUAUCAGUUACUGCGACCUGAGGAAGACAGCACCUCCACUCAGCGCUACAUCGACUCCCGCACAGUUCAGCCGAGGGCCAAGGGGAGCUGGAUGUCCAUGGACGUCACAGAAACUGUUAAAGAUUGGGUGUCAGAUCCAGAGAAUAACCUCGGACUCAAGCUGGGCGUCCACUGUCCCUGCUGCACCUUCGUCCCAUCCACCAACAAUAUAGUUCCCAACAAGAGUGAGGAGCUAGAGGCUUUGUUCGCUGGUGUCGAUGAUGAGCGCCUUCGUCAGAUGAGAAGACCUGGUCAGGUCAAAGGCCAGGCGGAUUAUAGUACCAAGACGCCACAUCUCAUCCUCACCCUGCUUCCCAGUGACAGAGUGGACAACCCGGCUAGGAAGAGCCGCAAGAAGAGGGCAGCCGCCCCAGACUCCACGACCUGCUCCCGUGGUUCGGAUCAGGGCUGCUGCCUGCGCUCGCUUUAUAUCGACUUCAGGCGUGACCUCAACUGGAAGUGGAUCCAUGAGCCAAAAGGUUACAAAGCCAACUUCUGUGCCGGCAGCUGUCCAUACCUCUGGAGCACCAACAACCACUACAACAUGAUCCUGCCCCUGUACAACAAGCUGAACCCUGAGGCCUCCGCCUCGCCCUGCUGUGUUCCCCAGGAGCUGGAGCCCCUCACCAUCAUGUACUUCAUAGGGCGCACACCACGUGUUGAGCAGCUCUCCAAUAUGGUUGUGAAAUCCUGUAAGUGCCGCUAAGGGGCCCAAAGAGGAGAGGAAUGGUACGGAACCAGAACUGAAAACGACUCCUCUUGGACAGAUCCGUUGAUGAAUAAGCUUGGCUCUUUGAUAAACUCUGGCAGACUUUUGAAAAAUUAUUUUUUUACUUUAUCUGAAUCCCAAACAAGGACUUGGCCUUUUUUUUCUUUACAGUCAUGAAAGCUUUUCCCAUCAUUUUUUUCCCUCCCUGGAAUUUUCCAUCUGAUAUAGGACACUGUAUGAAAACAUAAAUCUAUUAAACCUGUGCUCGAGUAUUAAAAUCUAAAA
Messenger RNA from Oryzias melastigma (Indian medaka), 2581 nucleotides. RefSeq names its product transforming growth factor, beta 5 (gene tgfb5). The record is from RefSeq and is a predicted model, not a curated record. Lineage: Eukaryota; Metazoa; Chordata; Actinopteri; Beloniformes; Adrianichthyidae. Bases 1031 to 2293 code for a protein of 420 amino acids. Gene Ontology annotation, biological process: BMP signaling pathway; regulation of cell population proliferation; transforming growth factor beta receptor signaling pathway. The transcript has 7 exons. Gene Ontology annotation, molecular function: type III transforming growth factor beta receptor binding; type II transforming growth factor beta receptor binding; growth factor activity. Gene Ontology annotation, cellular component: extracellular region.